Messenger RNA from Struthio camelus australis, 4331 nucleotides. Lineage: Eukaryota; Metazoa; Chordata; Aves; Struthioniformes; Struthionidae. The record is from RefSeq and is a predicted model, not a curated record.
CCCAUAGCUGGGCUGGGGUCUGUCCCGGCCUCCCCUUGGAGCCGAGCUCCGGCCCAACAGGCGCUCGCUGCCCUUGAGGGUCCCUCUGACAAGCAGCGGGGGCUCGGGAGGAUCCGAGAUGUGACUUAGUCCAUUCCCGUCCACUCUACCGCUUCCCGGAAAAGAGCACAGCGGAGGGAUGUGGGGUGGGAGCGGGAGGCAGAGCGUCACGUUGACGCUCAGACAGAUACCGGUACAGCCCAGGAUGCUCCGGGGUACACAGGUGCCUCCUGCGCCAGCUCCCCUGGGGCCUGCUGGUGUGUGCCAACGCCAAACCUCCGUCCUGAAAGCCCCGUAGGCCUGCGGGGGAAGUUGGCGAUUCAUUGAAACGGGCUGGAGCUCUUCCUCACUGUGUAUUGAUAAAGUUUUUUAAUUGGCCAAUGCAUUUCUAUUGAGUCAAUGAUAUUCCUAACUCCAGAAAAUGUGUGAAGCUUCUGGUUCAAACCUGAUACUGCUCUGGCUGUGCCUGUGGUAGCUUGGAAAAUAAAUAUUCAUUUUUUGUUUUAGUUAAAAAUAUACUGGCUGCUUUGAAAGUAUGACAUUUUUUAUUUGCUUCAUGUGCUGUUCUACUGAUGUGUGUACUUAGUAUUCUGUAAUCCAGAACUGAGAUAAAAUUGAUUUUUGUUUAUUUUUAUUUUAUUCUGCAUAGAACGUUAUUUGAACAUUCGUAUGAAUAGUCAUGAAUUCUAGGAAGGCUUUUUAAUGGGCAGGUAAAUAGCAAUGUUAGAAUAACUGAAGUCUAGCAAUAGAGAUGUCAGGUAAGUUGCUUUAACUAGGGAGAUUUUAGUUUUGCCUAGCUCUGACAUAACUGAAACACUAGUUAUGGGUUUGCGCUCUCCUGCGAGUAUCAGCAUGAUCCGAUCACUGAAGCUUAAAAGUGGGACUCAGAAAAUUCAGAUUCUCGCUUCUUACUCUCCAUCUAUAUGAAGGUUUUUCUUUUACGCUUCAUUUUUCCUGCUGUUUCCUUUUCCAAAUUCAAGUGGGAUGAGAAUUUCUGUUACUAUUUAGUUACUUUUUUUACACUUACAUGUAAGAUUGUUUAAGGGAAUAUGGAUUUAAAGGCCAGUGUAUACCAGCAGGUGGCAUAAAAAAGAUAGACUUCUUUUUUAAGAAGCUUUUUUCAGCUGGAUUUCCAGAGCUGCCUUCUGUUUUGAAGUGUGCAUGCUGCAGUCACACUGAAAUGCUUCCUAGAUAACAUCCUCUGCACUUUCUCUAGGCAGCUUAACAGGAUUAUAAGAUAUCUUAUUUUGAAAAGUCUUCCUCCUGGUCAGAUUUUUUUUUUGGUGGUGUUUAUUUUCACCUGUCCAACUGUGUGUGUGAAUAGCACAUCUUCUGUGGUUCAGCCAAGUUAAUUUGAAGAUGCGUAAAGAGUCUAGUCUCAGAAGUUCCUGUGAUAAGCUCUGUUCAUUCUAGAAACAUCACCAGAUACUCCACAGAGGACAAAGUAGGAGUAAUUUUACUGUAUCUAGCAAUCGGUACGGUACAUCCCUUUGCUUCCUUGUCUCCCUAACCCCAAAUAAUACACAAUUCCCAGCUCUCUUUUUAAUCAUUAACAGGUGGCUCACUAUCAUCUUGGCAGCUUUACAUUUUAUCUGUUAAUGGACAAUAAGGCACUACACUUUAUAGCUGAAAUGGCAUUUGAUUUUGUGAACAGACAAAGCAAACGUGACUGCAUGAAAAACAUUUCAUGGACUAUAAGAGUGCGUGCAGGCUGUUGUAUCAUCUGUGUUUUCAUCUGUGUGGUGGCUCUUGGCUGAGAAACUAAAUAUUUAUAUGUAAUGGAACUAGUUUUAAAAGUUGUACUAUUCCUACCACCAGUUUAAAAUCUGAGGAAUAUUUAUGCCAAUUACCUCUAAACUCUGUAAACAGUAUGUUAGCAACGUUUCUUGAGAGUGCUGGAUGUUUUCCUUUUUAAAGGGAUAUAGAGGCUAAGUAUCCUAGUCGAUGCCUUAGCUGUCUUUUUUUCCAAAAGAACACUGGUUCUAGCACACUAGCACAAACACAAAAGUUCUGUUUGUAUUGGCUUUAGAUAAAGUGCGCUGCGUCAGUGUGUGUGCUCUUUGUUUAACCCUGUGUCCUAGUCUGGCGAAGUUUAAAUAGUUUCACUAGAAAGAAAAAGUGAGUAAGUCCUGGUUUCAUCCACCUUACUUUUACAUCCCUGGGAGCAUCAUAUGGCACAACAUAACCACCAGGGAAAAUAGCAUAUUUAGAUAUUAAAAUGAUAGCAAAACAACGUCCCUUAUCAGUAUGCGUUCUCUUUCAGAACACCUGUUGCAGCCAUGAUGCCUGUUGCAACUGUGAUGCCUGACGACACACCAAUGUUUGACCCAAAUAUCCUCCACGAACUUGACUGGAGUGAGAACAUGGCACCGUUUUCUCCUGCUAUUUCUCCUUUAGAUCCAGGAGAUGGCCUGGUUAUGAGACCACUUUGCACAGCUGAUUUAAACCGAGGCUUUUUUAAGGUUCUGGGUCAGCUGACUGAAACCGGAGUUGUAAGCCCAGAGCAGUUUAUCAAAACAUUUGAACACAUGAAGAGAUCUGGAGAUUACUAUGUUACUGUUAUAGAAGAUACAAAUCUUGGACAGAUUGUUGCUACAGCAACGCUGGUUAUAGAACACAAGUUCACUCACUCCUGUGCAAAGAGAGGAAGGAUAGAAGAUGUAGUAGUAAGCGGGGAAUGCAGAGGAAAGCAGCUUGGUAAACUAUUGACAUCCACCCUUACAUUGCUCAGUAAGAGACUGAACUGUUACAAAAUUACUCUUGAGUGUCUGCCAAAAAAUGUAGCUUUCUAUAAGAAGUUUGGCUAUUCUGUGUCUGAAGAAAACUACAUGUUUCAACGGUUCUUUAAUUAAAAACUUAGAGUCUUUUUUUUUUUUUUUUUUUUUUGGUAAGGACUGUUGGUGGAGGAGCUUGUGCAACAAACAUUCUCUUCGUGGAAAAUCUGUAUAGUUCAUUACUACAAAUAUAACAAUCCCUAUAAAUACUCAACAUCAAAUGUGUAAAACCUGCAAAAAAAACCUUACUGACAUUUUAGAAGGGUUCUCUGGGGUAGGAAAUGAGCUCUUAGAACUAAUUUUUACUACUGUUCCGUCAAAGUGAAGCUUUUUUGUUCUAGCUGGAUUACAAAAGAUCUUGCUAAGGGGAUGGUUUUUAACCAAAGGUAUAUAUUUUUAUCUCAAAAUUUUUUCUUGCAUUGUAUUUUUCUAAAGUUUCGUGCUUCUUUUCUUGGUAGCCAAAGUACAGAUCAUGGAAUUGUGCUCCUGUCUGUACUUCACUGAAGGCAGAUGUAACUUGCGUAGGGAACGCUUCUCUUGCACAGAAUCAGCGAUACAGAAUGGGAAUUUGUUCUGUUCUUUCCAUGAAACCUCACUUAAGUGCUGUUGAUGUUAAUGAUGUUAAUGUACCUGAAGUUUUAUAGGCACUAUCUUCCAAAACUGAACUUUGGUUAGCGCCGGCAGGGGAGACCCUUACGGGCUGUGCUAAAGCUGACGCUUUGGAGUGUAAAAGGAUGCAUACUUAGUACUGCUGGGGCCCUGCACUUUAGCUGAUAAUUCUACUAUGAGGUUUUUCAGGGUAGUUACUUGUUUUCUGACAGAACAAACCCAUGGUUUCUGACAGGGCGAAGGUAACUGGGAAACUGGAAUGUCUGACAGACCGAAUAUAUCCCCUCUUUAGUGGGGCGCUCGCUAAUAUUCAACAGGAGUGUGAUUUGGGAUUGGCAGUUAAUGCCUACGUCUGUGAAAAGGCAGUAAUGCAUUCGGCUUCACUGAACACCUCUGACCAACUUGCUGUACUUGAACUCCUUAGGGCCAGGCGCGUGGUGGUUUUGCUGGUAACCACUUAUGCAUAUUGCAUUGCUAACUGGCAGAGAAAUCCCAGAUCCUGGUCCCAAGAAAUUGUUGCUGCUUUGGAGCAUCCCUCUUGCUAUAAUGUUGGAUAAAUGAUUUUUAGCACUUUUGCCACUGAUGGCAAGCAAAUAAUGUACAAAGCCCUUGUUUCAACAGUAGUGUUUUGUGUGAAGAGAGUGACAAAUCCUGCAUCUAUGAAUAGGGCAUUAUAAAUACAUGAAGGUUCGUACAGAACAGCCAGUCUUGUCUGUGAACAGUUAGGCCUUACAAAAUGUUCUUUCCAUUGUGGUGUGGAGAGCUACUUUAAGCUGUGGUGGGGGGGGGGUUCUAUUUAAUGUUCCUGAUGGUACUCCACUCAAUAUAGUGUUUCCUUGGUGAUGUCUAUGUUUUAUUUAUUGAUUAUUUUUAAAAAAAAAAAAAACCCUUUGUUUAAACUGAAUAAAU